AUGGUCAUCUAUGGACAAGGAGGAGAAAAGGGUACUUUGUUUGAGGCCGAGGUUGACAAAAAACGGUACGAAGAGGAAGUCAAAGCGUACCAGGAGUCGACGGAAAUACAAGCCUUCAUGAAGAGAACGCAAUUGCAGUCUCUCAUUGAUUGGGAGGGUGAGGCAGCAGUAAGACAGAGAACACCGUGCCAGCGGCAACAGCUCUGCAGAAGUCGGACAAAACAGGAAGAGGAGGAGGAGGACCCUCUCUACUGCCCUGUCUGUCACCUGCGCUUCACGAGCGGCCACAACAGGCGCGAGCACGCGCUCGGACGCCAGCACCUCGCCACCAUCACGAGCGACUUCGAGGCGGAGAGCCGCGCCGUCGACCGCCGGCGCCCCCUGGCGGAUGCCGCCGCCGAGCCACCAUCGCCGCCGAGCGCAGAGGAGCACGCGCGGGCGAUACGGGAGCUUGCGCGCGGGCAGGCGCUCGAGGCGCGGGAGCUGCGGCUCAACGUGGAGCGGCUGAGGCACGUGAAGACGUGGCGGCUGGAGGAGGCGCGGGCGGCGCGCGAGGACGAGGCGAGGCUGGAGCGUGAGGUCGAGGUCGCGCGAGGUCACGGCGCGACGCUGCGCGCGCAGCUCGACGCGCUGCGCAUGGUGCCCACGCUGUUUGGCGUCAUCAACUUCUGACACGGUAGUGGUGGAUGAUGUGGCAGACGAGGCAACGGCAGCGGCGGAUGGAUCGGGGUUUUCGCUACGGCUGCCGCCACGGGCUCAGGGGCGCCUGUUUUUACUAGUCAGUGGCUGAGGAGUUAUCCGCAAGGAGUUAUGAGGAAGGAAUUAUCAUGAAGAGGUUAUCACCAAGGAGUUAUCAGGAAGGAAUUAUCAUUAAGAGGUUAUCAACAAGAAGUUUGAAUCAUGAAGAGGUUAUUAGUGAGGAUUUGUCAGCAUGGAAUUGUCACCAAGAAGUUAUCAGUAAGGAUUUAUUAGCAAGGAAAUAUCACCAAGAAGAUAUUAGCACUGAAUUGUGCCAGAAAAUUACUCGCAGGAGGGGAGGUUAAGGAUGUGAGGAAGGAAAAGUGGUGGGGGUAGAGGUGGUGAUGGAGGAAGUAGAGGUUGAUUAGGAAAAGACAAAUACAGGGGUUGUGGUGGUGGAAGGGGUAGAGUUGGUGGAUUUAGGGCAAGGAAAGGAGAAAUAUUGAGGUUGUUGAUGCUGUGAUCCUUUUCUUUCACCACCACUGCCUAAAUUAAACAUCCUACUAUCCUUGUUUAUUCAUUGCCUUUAUGACCAUCCCUCCCCUCCUCCAACUCCUCUACCCCUCCUUCCACCACUUCCUUUGCCACGAUUUCUCUCUUUGUAUUUCCCUGCCCUCAUCUACUUCCUUCACUUCCUCUACCCAUCCUUCCAUUACUUUAUUCACCUUACUACAGCUGCCCUUUCUGUAAAGUUCAUAAUUACAUAUCUCUUCAGCAGGCGCCAACUGUUGCUCUGUUUGCUGAAAAUCCAGCGCUUAUAUGUAAACAGUGAGUGCCCGUGUGUACGUUUCCACAUCUGCUGGUCGCUUUCUAUACACAUGCGUCCGGCUAAACAGCCCAAUAAAUGACAAAGUAAAUACAGGCGAUUAUGGAUACCUUUAUUUAUUAUGGCCGUAUUGGUGGCGUCUGCAUAUGCUUCGUAUUAGGUUAAUUGGGAUGCAUUACUUUCAUUGUUGAAUGCUGAACUGCCUACGUCACAGCAUCACUGUUUCUGCGCAAUAGUCUGGUACACCAAGCUGAUGUGAAAGACCAAAGGCUAAGCAACCAUAUGUUCAGCCAUAUGUUCACGUGCCACUCUUCCCAAUUUAUCAUAUAUUGAUAAUAUUGUUACUGAAAAUAUUUGCAGUUGAAAGGUUGUAUAUAUGGAAGCUAGUUACUUGCAAUACUCGUGUAUGCUUUACGCAUUGCAAUACUGCAAUGAAGCUAACUAUACCUAGCUUUUCUAUAAACAUCGCAUUGGUCUAAUUAUUGUUUGAUGUGUACAGUGUACAUACUAGCAGCUGCAAUAUAGACGAUAAAUUCACAGAGAUAUGUCUAUAAUAAUAAUUGUAUUUGUGUUAAAAUAUUGUGGUGGGGUACAUUAGAAUCCACAAAAUGUUUGGUGCAAGCACAACGGUCUAUAAGGUGUGCUAUACACUGCACUAUCAACACACACACAUCACUGCACUAUCAACACACACACAUAUAUAUAUUAUAUAUAUAUAUAUAUAUAUAUAUCAUAAUAUGCAUUUUCAUUAUAACCGAAGUCGCCCUGCACUGUGCAAGCUUGGGACCUAAUGUAGUAGAUAAUAUAUCCUUUUCACGAAAACUUUUUGCUGGUAAUAUAUUACAGUAAUGUCAGUAUAGCGAUUCUAUACCUGAUAAUUCUCUAUAAGUUUUAACGUACGUAUAUAGCACAUAAUGUCAUUUCCUUGCUGUUAUUAGUUAUUACUCUUUCAUAAACAAAAGGUUAUUGUCAAGUAAUGCAAAAAUCUUUUGCAAAGAUUACGAUACAUACGUUUAUUUAGAGGUACUUCAUAGUAAUUAUCCAUAAUAACUUAACUGCCGUUUAAUAUGCAUUUGCAGCAUAAGAGUUACAUAAAAGUGGUAAAUUGCGUAAACGACGUGAAGUGCGUUAGAAAUGUAAAGAAAUAUGUGGAUCCAAGAAGUACGCAAAGUGUGUACGCGUUGCAAUCGUUUUGAUAAGCAAUGUAUCUCGAAAUUCGAUGAAGAUCGCGAAUCUUUAAUCGAAGUUAAUAAUAAAAUUCGUAAUAUAUAUUUAUGUGAACAACUAUCUACACGUCUUGUUCGCACUCCCUCGGCGCAAAUAAAUGCCUCACUGUCGAAUCAGAAUCAGGAUAGCGGUGGCGCUGAUUCCCAGCAGUAGCAUGGACACAGGUGUCGCCUCUGGCGCUCCGUUACAGAGGUCCGUUGAGCAGUAGCAUCUGCGCGAUGAGACCUCGUCCAUGCACAUAUCCUCACGGCUGUCAGUCAGGCAGCCGCGUGUCACU
Molecule: messenger RNA, 3008 nt
Organism: Priapulus caudatus
Lineage: Eukaryota; Metazoa; Priapulida; Priapulimorpha; Priapulimorphida; Priapulidae
Exons: 3
Coding region: 1-672 (223 amino acids)
Source: RefSeq, a predicted model, not a curated record